This is a messenger RNA of Porites evermanni, 5574 nucleotides long. NCBI's taxonomy places the organism in Eukaryota, Metazoa, Cnidaria, Anthozoa, Scleractinia, Poritidae. The record is from the annotation of a GenBank genome assembly.
UUUUCGUUUCUUUCAGGCACCUGUCGCCAGCUACAGUUCUACCACACUGUUGAUGGAAAGCGCCUCAAAAAUCACGUGAUUCGUACUGUUGACGUCACUGGUGAAAGAUCCUGCCGGACUUUGUGCUACAUGGAACCAAACUGCGUCAGUUACAACUUUAACAGAGCCACAAGGAAAUGUGAGCUGAAUAACUCCACCUCAAGAGAAGGAGAGGGAAAUAUGGAGUCAAAUCCUGAUUAUAUAUACUAUGGAGCUAAGGUACAAAUUAUCAGUUUACUUGAAGGAAAUAAGCUUACAUUCAGGUUACCAUUAAGGAAGUAUUGCUGGAUGUAUGUUUUCUUUUCGUGUCCCAGAACGGAUGUGCGAAUAAACCUUGCAAGAACAAAGCAACCUGUCAAACCGGUUUUACCGGUAAAGGCUACCGCUGUUUGUGUCCUGUUGGAUUUGACGGGGAGCAUUGCGAGAACGGUACGUAAGUUAUAGCAAACAAUGGACAAUUUCGUUUUACCAGAAUUUUUCCACGCUUCUUGCAAGAACGAUCAUGGAAUUUCGCACAAAAUAAUCUUCGAUAUUUAAGACUGAAAGGCAUAACUUUCUUACGCCGUUUUGAAGCGAUUUUUCACAAAUAUACCGACGAUUUCAAGUUUUAAUUAGUUCAAUUUCAACUCAGUUUAAGUUAAGAAUAUAUUUUUUAUAGUUUUCAUGUAUGUAUUAGUAUGGUGUCCCUUUGAAUGCCUCAUGAAAUAAAAAUAAAUAGAUAAAACAAAUGAAUGUUUCGAACUUUCUUUGUAUCCACAAAGUGGCUCUUUAUUUACUAUCGGCUACGACAUUUCGGAUCGAAUUAGAAUUGAGCCGGAAAUGCUGGUAUGUGGCAAUUUUUAACCUGAGUCCUCUGCUUUUUAAAUAUUUCCUAGAAUAGGUACUUAAAGUUUGUCUCAUAUCAAAAGGUUUCUGCCAACAAUGCUUUUUGCGAGUAUUUCUUCUGACUGGCCAUGGGUUGAUCAUAAACUGUGUUUUCACGAGUUUCUUAUGAUUAAUAUAACCAUCAGGUGGACUGAUUAUAAUCUGUUUUUAUAGACAUAGACGAAUGCGCAAGAAAUACUCACAACUGCGGUGCCAAUGCUUACUGUAAUAAUACCAAGGGAGGAUACAACUGCACUUGUCAUCGGGGAUAUUACGGAGAUGGAAAGAACUGUGAACCAGGUGAGUUAGCAGACUUUAUAUCGACUAAGAAGAUGCUUGAUAAAUUACGUUAUCAUACAUUACACUCACUUACUAUCUGUCUUCUCAUUGACUGGAAGCCUACAGCUAAUUUUGGAUAUCAACGCAACCUUCAGAUUAUCUGUAGCAGAUAACUAACAAAUCAGUCAAAUUAGUAGUUUGCGCACGCAAAUCAUGAUUUCCAACCAACAAGCAACCUGUAUUCAUUUUGUAAAAUAGUAGUCUGUGUUUGGUGCGACGGUGUGCUAUAAUUUCCUUUAAAAAAGUGAAUAUGAAUAAUGAAAUAACUAUUAGAUUCGGUAUCUGUGAUAUCCGGAGUAAUCAAUGUGACCAACUGGAUAUACGAUGACUCGCACGUUGAAGCAUCCCAGAAUAUCUAUUGAUUAACUUUCUUCUUUUAUUUUGUAACAGUUUCAUCGUGUAAAGAUCUUUUUGACAAGAAAAUGUGAGUUGAUUAUAAAACACCAAUUUUAUUUUCUUUUUUAGGAUUUAACGUAAAAUGAAGAAAUGUGUCGACAUGUUAUGGCCCUGAAAGGUCGGAUGCCCACAGAAGGCACCGACCAGGUCCGAAAAUCUUGUAACCUGUCAAUUUUGUUACUUGAUUUACACCAUACCAAAAUAGGUUAAUUGACAGCUGUCAAAAUGCAAAACUUCAGAUACAUUUACAGUACGUACAGACAUCAGCAGAGAGACAUCUUCGUAGUUGGCGUAUCAACCGAUUUGCCUUACUGGCGAUUGAACUGUAGAUUAUAGUCGAUCCUCGGGUCUCCUUUAUAUUAAGGUAUUUUGUUCCUUCAUUUUGCAGAUCAAACGAGAGCAAAGCCUAUCCACUGAUUUUAGGAGAUGCUGUUUUUGACAUCUAUUGCAACAUGACCGUGGUCCCUACUGAAAAUGACACAUGCGGAGUUGGUGGAUGGACGCUGGUUAUGAAGAUUGAUGGAAAAAAAGUACACGUACUUCUUUAUGCACAUAUGAUUAUUUUUAUAGAAUAUGCGCAAUAUGAAUAAUAAAUUUAUGUUAUUCACCGGCUGAGAGGUCCGUAUUGGGAGAAACUGUGCCCGAGGUCUUGAUUACCAGUUCUCAGACCGAGGGCACAGUUUCUCCCAAUACUGACCGACCUAGGCUGGUGAAUAACAUUUUUAUUUUUUCCCGACUGAGAUUUAAAAGUUUCAGGAAAAUUUUCCUCCACUCUCCAACCUAUGUGUGUUGAAGUAGGACGCGUUCGUGUUGAUGAAAUGUACCGAGGGGGCGGGCGUCGUGGAGCGCUCGAUCUCGACGAUCUUAUGGCAAAAUAGACGACUGUGAACAGUCUAACCGACCGGUCACACUUUUGAGGGCCAGUGCACAGCUAGAUUGAUGAGUUUAGCCAGCAAUAGGAGGUUCAUCAAAGGAUGUAUUAUACUUUACAUUGAGAGUAUAUUCAGCUCUUCAGAGUUAGUGGAACCCCAUAUCAUUCCUCUCAAAGUUAGCUCAGCUGUAGCGUUAAAAGAGGAAACUAAAUAACAUGUAUAUUUGUGAGAGACUGUGAGCAUUGAAUCUUAUUGCUUUACCGCAUUUUAAUACUGCAUUGGGCAUACUCCUGUAAUUCUGUAAUUAAAUCCCGAAAACCAAUAAAGGUUUCGUUAUAAUUAUUUUUUGGGGGCAACUGCCCCAGGGGAGAUUUUAGGGUAGGCACUGGUUUAACCUUUGCCCGUGGGUCACUGGUGGGUGUUGGGUGUAAAUUAGUACAGUUUGUGGUGUACUGUGUGUUGUUUGUCACAAUGUCAACUAACAUUGAAAAAAAGUCAGUUGUUUCAGAGGAGAGACAUGUCUUGACAGCUUAAUGGUUUUUUUCUGGUCGUAAGCUUGGCCAGUAUGCAGAUCAAGAGCUUUAAUACUUAUUGAUCCAAGUGCAUGACCAGCAGGGUCAGCAGUAAGAAUAAAGAAAAAAAGGCCAAAAGGAAAAACGGUGUCAAAAAAAGAGAGACCAAACAGACCAAAAAAAAAAAAACGGUACAGAGAAACAGAAAACAGCGUCGCCGGGAGUCGAAUCCGGUUUAUCUGCACGUUCAAGCAACUACUUGACCACUGCACCAGAGUGACACACAUGAUUGGAUAAAUUAAUUUUGUCAUAUCAAAACAAUUUUUCUCUGCCAUAGACGCUGUUUGAAACGGGUGGAGCUGUAUUUAUCAUGAAUUCAAAUAUACAUUUAAGGAAGAUUGGCAGCUUAAGCGCGUAUUUCAAAGCUAUUUCGCAUUAUUUCGGAUUCAACGGGCCGACUCGAUGUAGAUAAUCGAUCGAACUAGCUUUACUGGAUUUGGUGGAGAAUUAGGAGAUCAACGGAGGCCCACACUCGAAAGGAAUGAUAUGAAGUUAGGCCCGUUUAAUUAACAAAAGAAUAAAUGAAAUAUAAAGAUGUGUGAUCUGUGAAGAGAACCUCCUAUUCUAGAGACUAGACCUUGCUUAUUUAAGAGAAAAAAAAAAGAUUUAAGUUUUGAUGACCUUGCCGGUCCCGUGAAAUAGAUGGCGAUCCCGCAACACGACCGGCAAAACAAAUUAACAAAAUUAUACAAUCACGGAUGCAAAAUGUCAAAACGGUUUACAUAAGCAGAUUAUAGCAACACCAAAGCUCACACACAUUCGAUCAAAUAAGCGAUAUAUAGCCAUAUUUGCUAGCUUCUUAGCCUUUCCUCGGCAUCGCUCGCCAAAAUAACUGUCGUAUCCCUUGCUAAUUUGCACAAGCGACCCGAGGCUCUUGCCCGUUACUAUGUGACGUCAUACUGGCAGGCGGAGUGGGUCAAGAAACUUAGGUGGAGGCAAUAGAGUCCCCUUCCCCCCUGGUCAAUACAUAUAAUGACUGUCGCUUAAAAGCUAGCCAAGCGUGCGUUUUUAUUUCAUCAAAAUUUUAGUCUCAACAAAUAAAUAAAUGAAAUUUAUCAAUACGAACAAUCGGGGUGGAGUUUGUCUGAGCUUAUUUUAAUUGAAGAACUCCCGCUGAAGUUUUUUGAGCUUAAACGGUCCUAAGCAUUGCUUUGUGGCAGGUUUGUACAAUUUGAAGAGCAAUAUAUUUAAAUGGAUUUAAAGGUUGAAUCCAAAACGAUCAUGCGAUGCAUAACUAAACAUGAUUAGGAAAUUUCCUUCCAAAUAGUUUUAUAGGGCGCUUAAGCACCGAUUGACUAUACGGUAAAGGAUUAAAUAAAAAGCUGAGAAGGAGAAAAUUACGAAAAGGAGUUUCAUAUAAGAUCAAUUUAUCAAGCCCUCUUUGCACUAGCGGAUACAUAUGGAUUAAAGAUAAUUACAUAUUACAUUAUAACUGAGUGAAAUGAUUUUUCUUGUUAAUUUUUAUUAAGCCUGCUGUGGCUUAUGACAUUUAAUGCUGAAAAAACGAAACAACAAACAACAACAACAACAACAAAACCGGAGGUUGCCUUUCCUUGCAUGGAAGUUUCUUUUUUUCUCCUCCGACAGGAUACGUGCCAUUUUCACUUUUAUCAAAAAAAGGCAAAAGUGAAUAAUUUGUUUCUAAUUACAUUUUUUCUAUUUCUCCUUCUUUUUUAUCACAGCAAACGUUUCACUACGAUAACGCCUCUUGGAGUAACAACAAAACCUUUAACCUUGACGGAGGGAAGACUGGGUUUGACAACCAUGAAACGAAGCUUCCCACCUACUGGAACACAUCCUUCUCCAAGAUCUGCCUCGGUAUGAAGAUCAAAGACAGCCAGUCCAAGUUUAUUGUUAUCAACCAGCAGGCGAACUCCUUGUACUCUCUGAUCGCUGAUGGGCAAUACCGCAACACCUCACUGGGUCGUGACACGUGGAAGUCGCUGAUUGGUUCUGAGGCUUCCUUGCAGUACAACUGUAACAAGGAAGGGUUCAAUGCUUAUGGUAAGGACUUGGACCACUCCAAAGUAAGAAUCGGUAUACUUGGUAACAAUGAAAACGACUGCGAUCUUUGUGACUCCAGAAUUGGGUUUGGUACUGGAGGAAAAUAUGAUAACAACAACGCGUGUGGAAACGAAGCUACGUACGAGGGUGAUAAUAACGACCAGCACAUCAAGGCCAUGGGAUACAUCUUGGUGCAGUGACAAGAAACCACCACGGAAGAAAAUUUGUUGAAGUUUUUCUUGUAUCACGACCACAUUCUAUUUCUCCUUCUUUUUUAUCACAACAUGCGUUUCACUACGAUAACGCCUUUUGGAGUAACAACAAAACCUUUAACCUUGACGGAGGGAAGACUGUGCUUGAAUCACAGGAAAACUAAACUUCCUUCCUACUGGAACACAUCCUUCUCCAAAAUCUGCCUCGGUAUGAAGAUCGGUCAGCAGAUCAAGUUUAUUGUCAUCAACCAGCAGGCGAACUCCUUGUACUCUUUG